Maylandia zebra (zebra mbuna) is the source of this 867-nucleotide messenger RNA. It is a transcript of the gene isoc2, whose product is annotated as isochorismatase domain containing 2. NCBI's taxonomy places the organism in Eukaryota, Metazoa, Chordata, Actinopteri, Cichliformes, Cichlidae. The record is from RefSeq and is a predicted model, not a curated record.
UGGUCAAUAAUCGCUCCCAGGAAGGCAGCGCCUGUCAAAGAAAGGCUGAAGCCGAAGUUGAACUCCGUGGUCUUCUUAGCUUCGUGCUAGGCGACGUCACAUGGGAAAUAAUACUUUAACCUGACAGUUAAAGUUUCUGCAGUCCCCUUCAGCCUGUUACCCACUACUCUCUACCUCACCUCUGGACUAUUAAAGCAACAAGAUGGCAAACAUUGGCAGGCUCUCCACCAAGGAUGCAGUGCUUUUCCUGUGCGAUAUGCAGGAGAAGUUCAGACCCAACAUCUUCCAGUUCACCAACAUUGUCAGCAAUGCAGCCAGACUGCUCCAGGCCAGUCGUAUCCUGGGCAUCCCCCCCAUUUUGACAGAGCAAUAUCCUAAAGGUCUUGGGCCCACAGUACCAGAGCUGGGAGCUGAGGACCUAAAGGCCCAUGCUAAAACUUCAUUCACCAUGAUGAUAGAGGAGGUGCAGAAGGAGCUGGAGGCCCUGGGGAACCCCAAACAAGCCAUACUGUGUGGAAUAGAGGCUCACGCCUGUAUCGCUUGCACAGCUUUUGAUCUGCUCGAGAAGGGGAUAGAGGUUCAUAUUGUAGCUGACGCCGUGUCAUCCAGAAGCCAAACGGAUCGUUUGUUUGCUCUGUCACGACUGAAACAGAGCGGAGCAUACCUCACCACCACAGAGGCUGUUCUGCUGCAGCUGGUUCAAGAUGCCAAACACCCCAACUUCAAGGAGAUUCAGAAGCUUCUGGCGCAUCCGUCUCCUGACACCGGCCUCCUUGCUUUCUUCAGCGCUCUGUAAAGAGACCCAUGUCCUACCAUUGUGUCCCACUGUAAAGAGCUGUACCAAUAAAGCGAUGCUGCUACUUUAAA